AGCAGCGCCGUGGUGCCGUCGCGGCCCCGCGCGGGGGCGCUGUUGGGGCGCACCAUGCGGGAGCUGCUGCGCAGCCGGGGCCGCGGGCAGCGAGACCGGCACGACCCCGGCCCCGAGCGAGCGCCGCCCCGCGACGAUGCCGCCGCCGCCACACCUGCCCGCCGGGCUCGGGGCAGCGAGAGCGCAGAGGGGUCGGGGGGCCUGUCCCCCGGCGAGCUGACAUCCAUCCGGUGCAAGAACAUCCCUGAUGACCUCAACGACAGGACGGUGCUGGAGAAGCCCUUCAGCCAGUUUGUGAACUGCGGGUCGUGACCAGGCGCGAGAGAGAAAAGGCUGUUGUCCACUCUUUUGAUCACUUUUGUGAGCAUCGUGAGCGAAGGGUGUAAGAGCAGGCGUGGGUCUAAGUGCCCGGGACAGGGCCUACUCGGGUGAGAACCGCACCCCUCGGUGGUAAUGCUGUCGGUGUUUCUCCUGGGGGAAAGCUUUGUAAUGUGACCACUGUGUGAAAGACAGAGAUAGAAGUGUACUGAGCUGCAUCUAGAAUGCCUGAGCUGCAAGAGAAUCGUAAAGUGCUUGCCACUGGUUACGGAUAUCUAAAGAGGCAAUGGGCUGUGCACCUACAGCGGGGCAAUGAAAGGUGUAAUCAUUUUACCUUUUAUAUGCAUCCAUACCUUAUCACAGAAUUUACCACAGGACUUUGACCAAUCUACAACUGUCUUUUUUUGAGAAAGAGAAAUUCCUUUUAGUUUUUGAAACCCUAUUUCUCUCAAGAGACCACCAUAGGGGGAACCACAUAUGGCAGAGACAGCUGCAGCACAAGGUAUUGUUUUAUUGUUUUAUUAUUUUUAUUCACCUGACCUCUUGAAGGACAGUGAAAACAGCAGAGGCGAGCUGAGAGCCAGCAGUAACCUGAGCGGCUGUUACUCAGGUUGACAUGCAGGUGGAGGUGAUUUCUGUCUGCCUGUAGUGUCUCCUUUAUCUACCAGCUCUGUGUUGCACCUUGGGAAGGGUUUUCCUUUAGCACUCCUGUUCCUAGGCCUCUGCACCGAUGUGAAACUUCAGCUUGUCUUUACUCUUGAGAAAAUAGGUUUUGUGCCGACUGAGGGAAUGUUUUCAUUUUAAGUGUUCCUUUAAUUCCACCAGCAUACCUGGACAAAGAAACUGGCAGCUUAGAGCCACCAAGUACAAACAGACCAUGAAGGACAAAGGGAGAACUUAAUGCCCAGAACAUUGGGGUCUGAUCAAAGGAUAGAUCUCAGUACUGCCAAGGCAAAGAGGAGCCUAAUCGGUCUGGGUGGUGGCUUUCCUUUAUACUUAGAAUCAUAGAAUCAUUGAGCUUGGAAAAGACCUCCAAGAUCAUCCAGUGCAACCGUCAGCCCAACAUCACCGUGCCUACUAAACCAUGACUCAAAGUGCCACAUCUACAUGUUUUUGAACCCCUCCAGGGAUGGUGACUCCACCACUGCCCUGGGCAUCCUGUCUGGAUGCUUCACCACUCUUCCAGUAAAGAAGUUUUUCUUCCCCUGGUGCAACUUGAGGCCAUUUGCUCUUGCCCUUUCCCUUGUUACUUGGCAGAAGAGACCAACACCCUCCUUGCUACAACCUCCUUUCAGGUAGGUAUAGAGAGCAAUAAGGUCUCCCCUCAGCCUCCUUGUCUCCAGGCUGAAUAGCCCCAGUUCCCUCAGGUGCUCUUUGUAUGACUUGUACUCGAGAUCUUUCCUCAACUCUGUUGCUCUUCUCUGGACAUGCUCCAGCAGCACCUCAACGUUCUAGGGAACCCUAGAAAGGGAGUUAAAACAGCUUGUUUAAUUCAAACUCUAAAGCACCUUCUUCUUGAUUUUGUUUUCUCUAUUUCAGAGGUGAAAGCUGGCCACAACCUAAUGGAGCAACACCUCAGUCUCCCGCCUUCUUCUGUCAUAUAUUAUGAGCAGCUUUACAGUUUCUGUUCUUCCUUCUGCUGCUUUUACUUCUGGCUUUCCUGUUUCCAUAUUGUGAGGAAGCCUACAGCUGCGCCGAGCGAAACAACUUCAAGUAUUCUUUCCAUUUCAUGCUGCAAUACCCCAAUGGGCCUCCACCAUCUUAGAAAGCAGCCCAGGAAUAAAUACAUUAACAAUAAAAGGAGAACCAGGGAGAAUGUUCAGUCCUUAUUGGAUGCAAAGGAACAACUGUGACAAAGGAUGAGGACAAGGCUGAGGUACUUAAUGCCUUCUUUGCCUCAGUCUUUAGUAGUAAGGAAAGUUGUUCCCUGUGUGAACAUACCCAGGAGUUAGAGGAGCAGAACAAAGCUCCCAUGUUCCAAGAAGAGGUGGUUAGAGACUUACUUGCCCGAUUAGACACUCACAAGUCUAUGGGGCAGGAUGGGAUCCAUCCAAGAGUAUUGAGGGAGCUGGCAGACGUGCUUGCCAAACCCCUUUCCAUCGUCUUCCAGCAGUCCUGGCUGACUGGGGAGGUUCCACUUGACUGGAGACUGGCUGAUGUUAUACCCAUCUUCAAGAAGGGUCUGAGGGAGGGACCAGGAAACUACAGGCCUGUCAGUCCGACCCCAGUGCCAGGGAAAGUCAUGGAACAGGUGAUCUUGAGUGCUAUCAUGAAGCACAUGCAAGGGAACCGGGUGAUCAGGCCCAGUCAACACGGGUUCAUGGAAAGGCAGGUCUUGCCGUACUAACCUGAUCGCCUUCUAUGACAAAGUGACCCGCCCACUGGACGAGGGAAAGGCUGUGGAUGUAGUCUUCUUGGACCUCAGUUAAGCCUUUGACACAGUUCCUCACAGCAUUCUGGUUAGGAAACUGUCUGCCUCUGGCCUGGACAGGCGCACACUCUCCUCAGUAAAAGACUUGUUGGAUGGCUGGGUCCAAAGAGUGGUGGGGAAUGGAGUUAACUCCAGCUGGAGGCCGGUCAACAGGUGGUGUCUCCCAGGGCUCAGUGCUGGGUCCAGCCCUCUUCAAUGUCUUUAUCAAUGACCUGGAUGAGGGGAUCAAAUGCACCCUAAGUAAGUUUGCAGAUGACACUAAGCUGGGUGGAAGUGUCGAUCUGAGGGGGUCCACAGUGGGCUGAGACGUAGACAAGGAGGCAACACCUGCAGAACUUGGAGAUCAGGGAACAGGAAGUGAUCAGCCGAUACAGGACCACGUGAAAAAGAAGUACCAUCCAGUCACAGACUAUUUAUACAUAAGCUAAUCCGAUCAUGCGGAGAAGCGUUUGUAGACAAAGGGUAUAAGAGGCACGUGUAAGAUCAAUAAAGAAGCCAGCAGUCAACAUCAAGAAGCCAUGUAACAUCAAUAAAGAAACUUGCUUCCACAUCACCGUGUCAUGUCUGAACAGUGACAUCGAUCUGCUGGAGGGUAGGUCUUCAAAGGGAUCUGAACAGUCUGGAUCGCUGGGCUGAGACCAAUGGCAUGAGGUUUAACAAGGCCAAAGGCCGAGUCCUGCACUUGGGGCACAACAACCCCGUGCAGUGCUACAGACCAGGGGAAGAGUGGCUAGAAAGCUACACUCAGGAGAAGGUCCUGGGGUGUGCUGCCCAGGUAGCCAAGAAGGCCAAUAGCAUCUUGGCUUGUAUCGGAAAUGGUGUGACCAGAAGGUCCAGGGUGGGGAUUCUUCCCCUGGGCUUGGCACUGGUGAACCGCACCUUGAAUCUUGUGUUCAGUUCUGGCCCCUCACUACAAGAAGAAUGUUGAGGCUCUGGAGUGUGUCCAGAGAAGAGCAAGGAAGCUGGUGAAGGGGCUGGAGAACAAGUCUUAACGAGGAGCGGCUGAGGGACCUGGGGUUGUUGAGCCU
Cuculus canorus (common cuckoo) is the source of this 3777-nucleotide messenger RNA. It is a transcript of the gene MCM3AP, whose product is annotated as minichromosome maintenance complex component 3 associated protein. Lineage: Eukaryota; Metazoa; Chordata; Aves; Cuculiformes; Cuculidae. The record is from RefSeq and is a predicted model, not a curated record. The coding region runs from base 55 to 312 and encodes 85 amino acids. The transcript is spliced from 2 exons.